Molecule: messenger RNA, 2229 nt
Organism: Dendronephthya gigantea
Lineage: Eukaryota; Metazoa; Cnidaria; Anthozoa; Malacalcyonacea; Nephtheidae
Product: neuronal acetylcholine receptor subunit alpha-9-like
Exons: 6
Coding region: 312-1883 (523 amino acids)
Biological process (GO): chemical synaptic transmission; signal transduction; monoatomic ion transmembrane transport
Cellular component (GO): synapse; membrane; neuron projection
Molecular function (GO): transmembrane signaling receptor activity; extracellular ligand-gated monoatomic ion channel activity; neurotransmitter receptor activity
Source: RefSeq, a predicted model, not a curated record
AUUCAUCCGCGCAAACUCUGGACAAGCGUAUAGAGGACAUUCCUCGAACAUGUUUUUCAAAACCAUGCCUGAUUUGCUCGCACAGUUUGAGCGAGAGAGACAAAUACGUCGUGUGUGUCAUAUAGUUGAGGUUCCCACUACGAAGUCGUCAGCUAUGGUUUGAGACCAAAACAACAAUCAGUGAACGUCAAGAGAUUGAUAUAUACUAAGGAGAGAUAACUUUGACAGGAAGACAGAGAAACCAUUUUAAAACUGAUCAUAUUGAUUCAAAGUCCUUGGACGGCGAAGACUUUGCUUGAAGCAGAUUUACAAUGCAUUGGACAUUUGGAUACCUUUUGAUGUAUACCUUAGUUUUAGGAGUUUUUGGAGACAGCAAUUCUACGCUUCAAGAAAACAGAACAGUUUCAAACAAUGAUACGAGAGAAACUAAGUCAAAUGAGACCAACCCAAUCAAGGUGGAUGUCAUGCGGCCAACCCUGGCGAGCGAACAGCAAAGGCUUCUUGAACACUUAUUUAGGAACUACGACAAAAAUGUCCGGCCUGCAGAAGAACCGAACAGAAAUCUUUCGAUAAGAAUCCAACCGUCAGUUAGACAGAUUGUUGAGAUUAACGAAAGACAACAAGUUCUCACGCUGUAUUUUUGGUUGAGAAUAUAUUGGUAUGAUAAAAAUUUCGUGUGGAACGAAGCAGAUUUCAGUAACAUCAAAAAUUUCAAUGUUGAAGCCGACAAAAUGUGGCUGCCUGAUCUGUCUCUGUAUAACAGUGCCCAAGAGGGUCAGGACGCGUUGAUUUAUCACAAGAUCAAGACGAAAGUUCAGGUGAGCAGCGAUGGCGCAUGUCGAUGGCUCUCUCCCUAUUUCUCCUCCACCUCCUGCAACAUCGACAGUACUCACUUCCCGUUUGACGAACAGAAAUGCCAGGUAGAAAUGGCGUCGUGGACUGCCACGGGUAAUGUCAUCGACGUUGUACUUGACAAGAACCUCAGUAUUGAUACGAGCCAGUUCUUGGAGAACAUCCAGUGGAAGAUACAGUCAGUGUCGGCUUAUAAACAGGUAAAGUUUUACGGCAGCAAUACACAUCCGUACCCUAGUCUGGUUUUCGAGUUUGUCUUACGACGCAGAAGCUUAUUCUAUAUAAUAAAUCUCAUAUUUCCUUGCGUGAUUUUAUCCUUCCUAUCCCUCAUGACCUUCUACAUCCCCCCUGCCUCAGGCGAGAGAAUAACAUUAUCAAUAAGCCUACUGCUGACCAUGUUAUUUACGCUGUACAUAGUCACCGAAAACCUUCCACCCGAUUCGACAACCGUCCCCCUGUUGACCAAAUUUAUCGGCGUCGCGAUGUUGAUCAUGACUCUUUCAUUGUUCGGCACUUCAGUCGCCAUAAAGUUCGAGGGGAAAGCAGAACCCGUUCCGAAAUGGGUCGCGUUGUUCGUCGGAAAGUAUUUGGGUUGUCUCGUGCUUCGGAACACCUCGUGGGUACGGAAAUGCGCGAAGAAGCGGCGACAGAAUCCGGAAGAGAUGGCGCUUAAUUUGCAAACGUCUGAGGAGAAUCAAAAAGGAUUUCCUGACCCAGAAGACGCCACUCAAGUUGACAAUGGCCAUCCGACCUGCCGACAUCGCUCGCCUCAGUCCUCCUGGAACAACAUCAAGAAGGAUUCUGGGGAAUCGACCGCUGCUCAUAAUACCAGCAGCCCCGUAAUGUCCAGUAUUGUCAAGAUGUUCCAGCAUCUCUCGAGUCGUGUCGAGAAAAAGGCUUUAAUCGAUGAAGCUCAAGGGGAAUGGAAAGAGAUCGGUUCGAUACUCAAUACCUUAUUUUUCGGGACAUUUUUCGCUGUCCUGUUCAUCUCCACAAUUGUUAUCUUCAGUGGAGCACGCUACACCGAGUAGCUCACGUGGACUGGUGACGAAACUCCACGUCUUUGAAAGACAGGUUCACUUUCAUUUCACAUCUUAAGACUCACAUUAACGCUAAUGUCUGGUAAAUGUAACAGCUUUUGAUCAUUUAUCAACGGCCCUUUUCAAAUCGUGAAAUUUGGGCAAAGCAGUGUAAAAACAAUAGGUAUAGGGUAACAUUUAUGAAAACGAUAAUUUGGACUUUUUGUAAACGGUAAAACUAAGUUAGUAUUCUGAUGAGAAUGUCAGUCUAGUGCAUGAUUUAACCUCUAGCAAUUUAUAUAAACAUUUCAUAUAUUAGCUCCAACUUAUACAGUUAUACUAAUUCAAUGAUACUAAU